This is a messenger RNA of Phoenix dactylifera (date palm), 2347 nucleotides long. RefSeq lists its product as uncharacterized. Gene Ontology annotation, molecular function: protein binding. Lineage: Eukaryota; Viridiplantae; Streptophyta; Magnoliopsida; Arecales; Arecaceae. The record is from RefSeq and is a predicted model, not a curated record.
UACUUGAAGGGGAAAACGUUCGCAAACUUUCGCUCCCAGAAUACCCCCGGUCUACGUUAUAUCCCCAUUCUGCCCCGACGAUUACCAAAAUUUCUCAAAUGCCCCCACAAAGUUUCCAAACUUUACUCCCUUCCCCUCCUCCUCCUCAGAUUCUAUUCCUCAAAUGCCCCUCCCCCUUCCCACCUCCUCUGUACGGCCGAUUCCGGCUGCCGGAGCUCGAUCCUCCGCCGAAUUCCGACGAUCCAGAUUUUUUCUUCGAUUUUUCUCCCAAUUUACGAUCCUCUUCGUUUUCUUUGAUCCUUCAAUUGCUACGAGGUAACCAAAAUCGGAAGUGGAUCCGGAAUCUGGGUUCGGUUUCCAGGUAUAGGGUUGAGAAUUUUGGAUUGGAGAGCUAGAAUUAGGGCUAGGGUUUCCGAACUUUUAGUAUGGCGGGAGAGAAGGCGAAGCUCCUCUGUAGCUUUGGCGGCGAAUUUAUAAGCCAGCAGGGGAAGCCCUUCUAUGUAGGGGGAAAAACUCGGCUGGUGUCAAUCGAUCGGUCUGCGAGCUUCCGAUCCCUCCUAUCAAAGAUGUCGGAGCUCUGCGAUGCCGAUCCGAGCUCACUGGAUAUCAAAUUUCAGCUCCCAGAUGGCGGGCUUGAGUCGCGGCUCGUGUCGGUGGAGACUGAUGAUGAUGUGAGGAAUAUGAUGGAGGAGUUCGAUUCUAAUCGGAAAAUUUCCAUCUUUUUGUUCACUGAUAAGACACAGAACACAGAUGAUGAUGACAUUGCUGUCCAAGACGAUGUGCCCACACUCGAAGCUGUUGCGACGGAGGCCGUCAGAAACUACAGAGAGCUGACAACUGCAGCAGCUGAAGAGCCGCUUGAGAGCCAAAGUGAUCGAAGCACUUCGGCAACAUCUGCCAGAAGAGAUUAUGGCAGACACUCAUUAGUUGGUCCAAGCAUGUCUGGAGAGAGAUUUCGAAGAGAAUCACAGUCAUUAGUUGUCGGUCAGGAAUAUGAGGAUGUGCAGACAUUUCGAAAUGCACUGACAAGUGCUGCCAUUGCUGCUAAUUUUGAGCUUCACAUGAUCCGAUCAGAUCAGCGCCGUGUCACAGCCAGGUGUGCUGCAGAAGGAUGCAUGUGGCGUGUGCAUGCAUCAAAACUCCCACAAGUCAGCACAUUUAGAAUAAGGACCUUAACACCAGAGCACACUUGUGUAAGAUCAGAAGAUGCUGGCCACCGACAGGCCACUGCAAAGUGGAUUGCCAACUGCAUAAGAGACAAGCUUCGGCAAAAUCGAAACUAUAAGCCACGGGAAAUUUUGAAUGACAUACACCGGGAGUAUGGGGUGCUUAUUACAUACAAGAGGGCUUUCCUUGGCAGGGAGAAGGCAUUGGAAGAGCUACGUGCUGAGCCAGCAAGGAAUAUGGCUCCCAUAGAGAGCAGUUAUGAGGCUAUCAUGGAGAACCAUUCAGAAGUUCAAACAUGGGGUCAGAUACAUGAUCCCCCAAGAAAGAAACGGGCUUAUAGACCCCAUCAACCCAAGGAAGUGCGGCCAUUGCACUGUACUCGGUGUAACCAGAUCGGGCAUAAUAGAAGGACUUGCACAGUAGCCGAAUCAAUGCAAGAUGGAAUCAGAUAGGGCAUAUGUAUCAGCAAGAUAGCCCGUUUCAGUAAAGUUACAAGAUGUAGAUGUUCCAUGGUCCUCAGCCUUCAUAUGGCUGGUGCGAUGAUUAUUCAUGCUUCCGUAAAGCUACCAAUGAGGGGUCUUUACAAGCAUUCUUUGAGGCGGAGAGUAUCAGCUUCUAUCCAUUCUUUCUUUCUUUCCCUCAAGAUAAUCAAAUUAAAGAGUUUCAGUAACUGUAUCAUAAGGCAGAUGUGCAUUUGGCUACAGGAUAUAGACAAAAGCAAAGAAUGUUUUGCAGUUAUUAUAGUUUGCUGUAAACUUUCAACUUUGCUGUCAAUUGGAAAAUAGAUUUAAGGCUUUCAGAAAACCCAACGUAUCAAAGUUUUCCUGACAAUGUGGGAAUGUCUGUUUCAAGUCAAGUGAUUACUGCAAUGGAUACUUCAACUAAAUAUCUUCUCCGAACCAUAUGUUUGAAUCGGCGCAACUGUCUGAAGUGAUAAUGUCUGUGCACUUGAUGGAGGACCUUCCAAUAAGAAAUUGAGAUGCACUUUUGUUGGUUGCAAAUAUCAAAAUCAGUAAAUUCUAUUUUAUUUGAAAAUUGGAGAGUAUUAUUUUUAUUUUUAUUUUAUUUCUAUGUGGAUUUCUAUUGGGGUUUGGGGUCUAUAUAAACUAUGGCUAUGUAAUUGAGAACACAAGUUUGCAUUAUUGAGAUAUGAGAAUAUUGAGUUACCCUCUUCUUUUUU